AUGCUGAUCAGAAACAAAGUCGAAUUCGUCAACACCCCGGGCGAGAUAGAGGGAGUUGAUCCGGCAAUAAUAUCACACAAGCUAAAUGUUGACCCAAAACACAAGCCAAUCAAACAAAAGAAAAGAGCCUUUGCAAUAGACAGACAAAUCGCUAUCGAAACUGAAGUAGACAAAUUGUUAGCAGCAGGGUUUAUCAGAAGAGUGUACUACCCGGAGUGGCUAUCAAAUGUAGUUCUCAUAAAAAAGCCGAAUGGAAAAUGGAGAUUAUGCAUAGAUUUCACAGAUCUAAACCGAGCAUGUCCCAAGGAUAGCUACCCCCUGCCAAAUAUUGACCAGCUAGUCGACUCAACCAGUGGCUAUGAAGUCUACUCGUUCAUCGACGCAGCCCAAGGAUAUCACCAGAUUCCAAUGCACAAAGAAGAUGAAGAAAAAACAAGCUUUGUAACCGACAGCGGCACAUAUUGCUAUAAACAAAUGCCAUUCGGAUUAAAAAAUGCGGGAGCAACCUACCAGCGACUAAUGAACUUUGUGUUCAAAGACCAGAUUGGUCGAAACAUGGAAGUUUAUGUCGACGACAUCAUCGUCAAAUCCAAAAAAGUAGAAGACCACGCAAACGACCUGGAAGAAGUCUUUACUAAGCUCAAAAAAUACAAACUCAAGCUCAAUCCGGAUAAAUGCGCAUUCGGAGUCCCAGCAGGAAAAUUCCUCGGAUACCUCAUCUCUCAAAAAGGCAUCGAAGUAAACCCGGAAAAAAUAAAGGCAAUUUUGGAUAUGAAGGCACCAAAAUCGGCUAAAGAGGUUCAGAAGCUCAACGGUAGAAUCACGGCCCUCGGACGAUUCGUGUCCAACUCGGCCAAGAGAUGUCUUCCAUUUUUCAAAACAUUAAGAAACGUGCAAAAAUUCGAAUGGAAUGAAGAAUGUCAACAGUCUUUCGAGGAACUCAAGAAGUUCCUAAGUUCACCGCCACUUCUCGGACGACCCGAAGCAGGCGAGACACUAUAUUUAUAUCUGAGCGUCACAAACAAAACAGUGGCGUCAGUACUGGUCAAGGAAGAGAAAACCGAGCAGAAACCGGUGUACUACACAAGCAAAGUGCUAAAAGGGCCCGAGCUCAGAUAUAGCAAAAUCGAAAAAUUUGCGCUGGCUUUAGUCCUAACAGUUGAGAAGUUAAAAAGAUACUUCCAAGCUCACACGGUAAUAGUCCGAACAAACCAACCUCUGAGGAAAGCACUCGCAAAACCAAAAACGUCAGGACGGUUAAUCAACUGGUCGGUCAUGAUAGGAUCAUACGACAUCAAAUACGAACCACGAACAGCAAUGAAAGCUCAAAUACUGGCCGACUUCGUAGCAGAAACCACAACACACGACCAACCCACCGAGGUGGACAAGGGUUUGGUCAGCUGGACAUUACAAGUAGAUGGGGCAUCCAACACAGCCGGAGCAGGAGCAGGCAUGAUUCUAAGAGGACCACACAAGAUAAAAAUGCAAAAUUCAAUCCAUCUUAAUUUCCCGACCACCAAUAAUGCAGCAGAGUACGAAGCUUUGAUAGGCGGAUUAAGAAUGGCAAUGGUAGUAAAAACCGAGGACAUCAAGAUUCAGAGAAACUCUAAAUUGGUUGUUAACCAAGUACUGGGUCUAUACGAAGUAAAGGAUCCGGAAAUGAAAAAAUAUGUGGACCGGGUUAAAGAUCUACUCGCAAAUAUCACCGAAGAAGGUGGAAAAUGGGAACUAGAACAAAUACCCAGAGAAGAAAACACAGAAGCAGAUACAUUGGCAAAAGCCGGAGCAGCCAAAGAUACAAUACCGGGCGUGCCAUGCUCGAUACAAAAUUUCAGCAGUGUCCAGAAUCCUGAAGCAACAUUCCUCAUUAACCCAAUGGACCAGUGGAUGGAGCACAUCAUAUCAUACAUUGAAAACGGGACCCUACCCGAAGAUAACAAAGAAGCAAGAAAGAUCAAAAGACGAGCACCACAUUUCUCAUACCGAGAUGGAACACUCUACAGAAAAUCAUUCUCGCACCCCUGGUCCAGAUGUCUCACAAUGGAAGAAGGAAAAUAUGUCCUAGCCGAGAUACACGAAGGGCUAUGUGGAAGCAACAUUUCACACCUGGCACUCUGUCGAAAGGUCGUCUUGCAAGGAUAUUAUUGGCCGACACUGGCACAAGACACAGAAAAUCUGGUAUGUAAGUGUGAAAAAUGCCAAUACCAUCAAAAUGUGCACCAUCAACCAACAACCGAGCAAAGUCAAAUAGUAAGCCCUUGGCCAUUCAGCAUAUGGGGAAUAGACAUAGUCGGCCCUUUCCCAACAGCAAGCGGGCAGAGAAAAUUCCUAAUAGUGGCAGUGGACCAUUUCUCAAAAUGGGUAGAAGCCGUAGCCGUUUCUACUAUAACAGAAGCACCAGUACGAAGUUUUGUCCGAAGAGAAAUCAUCUGUCGCUUCGGGAUCCCAAAGAUCAUCAUAACCGACAACGGGAAGCAAUUCGACAACAAAAAUUUCAGAGAAUUCUGCGCAGAAAAAGGGAUCGAUCUAAGGUUCACAUCAGUCACUCACCCACAAAGCAACGGGAUGACCGAAGUAACCAAUCGAACCAUUGUCAAUGGAUUAAAAAGGCGUCUAGACAAAGCCAAAGGUUGA
This is a messenger RNA of Mercurialis annua (annual mercury), 2634 nucleotides long. RefSeq lists its product as uncharacterized. Gene Ontology annotation, biological process: DNA integration. Bases 1 to 2634 code for a protein of 877 amino acids. The record is from RefSeq and is a predicted model, not a curated record. Gene Ontology annotation, molecular function: RNA-DNA hybrid ribonuclease activity; nucleic acid binding. Lineage: Eukaryota; Viridiplantae; Streptophyta; Magnoliopsida; Malpighiales; Euphorbiaceae. The transcript has a single exon.